UCAAGAUACUGAAUGAUGAAAUGCAAUGCAAUAUCAUCAAGAUUGGAAACCUUGUUCGCAAUAAGGAAAGAUUUGUUAAGCGUAGGCAACAUCUUGUGGGCCCCAACUCUUCCACUCUAAAGGCACUUGAAAUUUUGACAGGAUGCUAUACUCUUGUUCAGGGGAACACUGUUACUGCUAUGGGUUCAUUUAAAGGUCUAAAACAAGUCCGAAGGGUGGUGGAAGACUGUAUACAGAAUAAAAUGCAUCCAGUAUAUCAUGUCAAGGUGAAUAGGCCGGCAUUCUUUGAUUCUACUCUAGCAAAACUGCAUUCUUUAAUGGUUGUAGAUCUGUUGAUUCUCCUUUUUCCUUUCAAGAGUAGACCUUAAUGAU
This is a messenger RNA of Vitis vinifera (wine grape), 372 nucleotides long. RefSeq names its product KRR1 small subunit processome component-like. Gene Ontology annotation, cellular component: nucleolus; small-subunit processome. Gene Ontology annotation, molecular function: RNA binding. The transcript is spliced from 4 exons. Bases 21 to 368 code for a protein of 115 amino acids. Lineage: Eukaryota; Viridiplantae; Streptophyta; Magnoliopsida; Vitales; Vitaceae. The record is from RefSeq and is a predicted model, not a curated record.